GUGUUCGCCAUCUACGGAACUGUACCAAUAUAAAGUUGAGCUGUUUUUUUAUUAUUAUAUCAAUAAUUUAUAGGAACUUGUGUUCGGUGGUGUAUAAUGAAAAUGAUUGGCGACGGUGAAAUGGGUUAUGGGGACUAUUAUAAUUAUGAAAAUAACUGGUCGGUGGUGCCAACGGAUUAUGGGGCUGAAUCGUGUCAGUACAGACAGCCACAAGUCGAAGACGACUACCGAUAUGGAACUUACGCAUUGCUUGACAGCAUGAAAAUGCCCGGUCAGCGCCCCGGUUUCCAAAUAUCCGAUAUUCUCGGCUUAAAUGAGGCUAAAGGAUUGGAACCACCCCCUCAAGGAGGACUAAGCGGCCUGGAGUUACCUCCGUAUGCUCCUCCGCAUCACAACUACCCCCAUGAACUGCUCCGACAUCAUCAGCCUUGGUUAUCAUUAGAUCAGCACGAUGGCACAGGUAUGCUUGGACAGCAGGCGAGUCCUGACAGUACUUCCAGAGCAUCUGAAUUGUCAUACGUUGGUCCGUCAGCAGCUUCUCCCACAGUGACUGACCCGCGCCACGACCACGACCUGGAACAGGAACAUGAUCAUGACAUCCACGAUCACAGUCUGGAGCUAGACGACGAUAACGACAACGAUCAACCUAACACAGCCUCCGAGUCAAAUCUAUCGCACAAGAAACGCAAACGCAGAGUACUCUUCUCCAAAGCCCAAACAUACGAGUUGGAACGACGUUUCAGACAACAGAGAUACCUCUCAGCGCCUGAGCGGGAACACUUGGCUAGUUUAAUACGCCUAACGCCGACGCAAGUAAAAAUCUGGUUUCAGAACCACAGAUACAAGACAAAACGUGCCGUUCAAGAGAAAGGCGCCCAUGAUUUGAACGUGGGCGGUCUUAAUUCACCGCGCCGUGUGGCGGUGCCGGUGUUGGUGAAGGACGGUAGGCCGUGUAUCGGAAAGCCCGACGGCCUACCACCGUUGGGGAUGACGCUGCCACCAUACCAGCCGAUGCAUCACCAGCCCCCCGUCACGGGUCACGGACCUCAACCAGGUUGUUGGUGGUGAAAAUAAGUAUUAUUACCAAGUGAUUACUAGUCGUAGCAGUACAGAAGCUUGCAAUAUUUACGGUCAACGGUUAUUUUGUUAACGUCGCCGACAGAAGGGAUCAGAGCGAACAGUUGUGCCAACAGUGCUUAUAUCUGAUUACAUAACGUUAACAGGAUAUUAGCAUCGGCCUUGUCAAAUCACAUGCAAAUUAACUGGAGGUUUUAUUUAUUUCAACAAUAUAACGCGGUUGUCGGGAGACAGUAAUUUUUUUUUUAUAAUUUUAAUAUUCAGUUCGAAUAAUAAGAAGUAUUAUAUGAUUUAAUGAUUUUAAAUUUCUAAGGUACUUGUUCCUAUAGUUUAAAUUUAUAAAGUAACUUGUAAUGUCAUUUAAAUUCAUUAUAUUUUCGUGUGUUUUCAAUCACAAGUACAUCCAAACAUCUCAGAAAUUUUUAGUUAUGGAAGCGUACUUUUCAUACAUUUUAAGUUUAUAUACCUAGACAUUCCAUUUUAGUUUCUUAUUUGUAAAUUAAUGUAAAAAAAAAAUAUAACAAAUUUAAAUAUAAUUAUGAGAAAUGACCAGAUUUUAUCAGAUUGCAAUAUUUAGUCGUAAGUAACAGUAUUAAUAGUUGAAUGUGUGUAGCCAUAGUUAUUUAUGUAUAUCCGAGAACGUAUAUUUAUAAAAGAAGUAGCGAAUUUAGUUUAGAAUAGUUGUUGUAUAUUUUGUAAAUAAUUUCGGUUGAAUUACAUUCGUUAUCUUCAAGUGUGCCGCCGCUGUCACGUGGCGUUUGUCUAUGAUGAUCGCUGACUUAUACAUUCCAACUAACGAUUUUCGGUUUUUAUUUCUAUGUAAUAAUAUUUGUAAAAAAAAUGUUUUAUUAUAUAAAUUAUUAUGUGAAUAUUAAAACGAUUUAAUGAA
Danaus plexippus (monarch butterfly) is the source of this 1966-nucleotide messenger RNA. Its product is annotated as homeobox protein Nkx-2.2-like. Gene Ontology annotation, cellular component: nucleus. Bases 97 to 1068 code for a protein of 323 amino acids. Lineage: Eukaryota; Metazoa; Arthropoda; Insecta; Lepidoptera; Nymphalidae. The record is from RefSeq and is a predicted model, not a curated record. Gene Ontology annotation, molecular function: RNA polymerase II cis-regulatory region sequence-specific DNA binding; DNA-binding transcription factor activity, RNA polymerase II-specific. The transcript is spliced from 3 exons. Gene Ontology annotation, biological process: regulation of transcription by RNA polymerase II; cell differentiation.